Messenger RNA from Aspergillus candidus, 1674 nucleotides. RefSeq lists its product as uncharacterized. Bases 112 to 1539 code for a protein of 475 amino acids. The transcript is spliced from 3 exons. Lineage: Eukaryota; Fungi; Ascomycota; Eurotiomycetes; Eurotiales; Aspergillaceae. The record is from RefSeq and is a predicted model, not a curated record.
CCGAGGGGAGACCGUGGAUUGAUUUCACCGUCGUUCUUCCGACUUCGCUUCACUCUUCGUCUUGUUCGCCGUGUCGUGCAGGCAGACACCACACUCUUUGCUCUCCAGACGAUGCCCCAUCACGCUCCCAAUCCGCGUCUAUUCCAAUUAAUGCGGAGGAAACAUCGGCGGUUUACCGCGGAUGAUCACGACCACGAUCCGGACGGGCCCUUCGUCAUGGCCCCCGCAGGAACCGUCGACCCGACCGACCCGACCUUGCUGGACAGACGCUGGGAGGACCCGGCCACGGUGAUGGCUUCUGUGGUUGACUUGGUGGACCGCGCGUCCGCCGCGGGCACCCUCCCUGCCGGCACCCUUCCUGCUGGCACCCUCCCCACCAGCACCGAUUUCCCGCCCCAAAUUCCGACAGACCUUCCUGAGGAGCCGACGGAUUCGCCGACGUGGCCCACCCCGACGAUCAGUGUUGAUGUCCCGGCGCCUACGCUGUCCGCCUCGGCUUCGUUGUCCCUCGAUUCGACCACUUCCCUCCCUCUCUCCGCGCAGACCUCGCGGCCUCUCGUCAGUUCGACCGUCAGUCCGGCAUCUUCUAGUAUACGACCAUCAAGCCUGAACGCCUCCACCGCUACGCCCGCUACAUCUCUUCCCACGUCGGCCCCCGUGUCCACCACCACCACCACCACCAAUACCGCCUCCCACAACUCAUCCUCCACAUCAUCCACCACCUCCACAUCCACCUCGAGCGACGACACCACGACCACCGCGUACGCGACCGAAACCGAUGUGACCUACUGGGGCGGCGGGGGCACCGGCACCGCGGGGACGGGGUCGGCCCCGUCGUCUACCGCCCCUCCGUCCGCGGACGCCGGGCCCCCUGAUAGCGGCAAGAUCGCGGGGGGCGUCGUCGGCGGUGUGGCGGGGGCCAUGAUGGUGGUGUUCGUACUGCUGAUACUGCUGAAGCGGUGGCGCAAGCUCGGUCUGCGGCCUGCAGACGAGGGCAUGCUAGGGGAAGCGCCGCGGGAGACGAUGCAGACGCGACGGCUGAGUCGGGAGCCGCUGUUCGCAGCAGCGACGCUAGCUCCCACAUUCCUACGACCGUGGCGGGCAUCGCGGCAGUCCACGAUAACAGCGGAGACAACGCUGAGCAGCAGUCCCAGUGAACGGGGCUUCCAAAAGAUCUCCGGCCGAAAGAUCGAGUCCGUCCUACAGUCCGGCGGAGACGGCUACGACGGGCGAUUCGGCCAGCAACAGCCCCCGCAUUCCCCAACUUUAUCAGAACCGAGCAUGGGACUGGGCUCGUCGCCUGUACAGCCAAGGUCACCGAUGUCAGCAGGGUCCAUAUCCCCAUCGAUACCCCCGCCCUCCAUGCCCUUCGGCAUGGCCCUGGACACGAGUUAUACGAGGGAGGCGGAGGAACCGGGGAUAAUGGUGCUGCGGCCGUCCCCGGCGCGGACGAGGGCGCUGUGUCCGCGGGAUGGGGUCGGACGGAGUCAUCCCAGUUUUGAUGGAAGCAAGGGGAGUCGAUUUACGGAGAGUAUUUAGCAGUUAGUUUAUACCCUGUUUUAUUUUAUUUUAUUAUAUAAUGUUCAUACCUUACUACUACUUACCCCGCACUUAUAUCCCUUGUGACACGACCAAUUUAUUUUUAGUACUGGAAAGAAAAAAAGGAUUAAUGAC